CCGCCAGCGACAGCUGCAGGUAAUUCCGGAAAACCCUUGUCAUUGUCGAACAAACGCCCCAUUCUCAUUCUAGUUUACGAUCUUUCAAUCGCCGGCGAGCUCAGCCCCUUUCUUCUCACGCUGUCUCUUACACUUGUAAGUCGCAUUUUUUUUCCUUAGUUCCUCUUCUAAUGGAUAUCUCCCCGCAAACCCUAACAACUCUCUCCGAGUGGUUUCUUCUCUCCUUAUCUCCCCUCGCCGAGCCACGCCGCGCUUCCGAGUCCUCCCUCUCCGACGCCGCCAACCAGCAUGGUUUCUCCCUUGCUGUCCUCCGUCUCGUCUCCGAGCCCGCUGCCGACGAGCAAAUUCGCCUCGCGGCCGCCGUCCACUUCAAGAACCACCUCCGCUCCCGAUGGCCCCCUUCCUCUUCCUUCCCCAUCCGCGGUCCAGAGAAAACAGUGAUCAAGGAUCGCAUCGUUUCCCUCAUGCUCUCUUCUUCCCCUCGCAUCCGUAGUCAACUUAGUGAGUCCCUCUCCAUCAUUUCCUCUUACGAUUUCCCGCAAUCCUGGCCCAGCCUCCUGCCGGAACUAGUUUCAUACCUCCGCUCUGAGAAAGACUAUGCCAAGAUCAACGGCCUCCUCGGUGCGGCCAACUCAAUCUUCUCUAAGUUCCGCCACGCAUUUGAUACCUCUGCUCUUCGCCUCGACCUGAAGUACUGCCUUGAUGGUUUUGCGGCUCCUCUUCUCGAUAUAUUCCUCAAGACCUCUCAGAUCAUCUCCGGAAGCAUUGCAUCUGCGUCGCUAUCCCCUGAUGCCCUUCGCCUCCUCUUUGAGUCCCAGCGUCUCUGCUGUGAGAUCUUCUAUUCUCUUAACUCCAUCGAGCUUCCUGAGUUCUUUGAAGAUCACAUGAGAGAGUGGAUGACCGAGUUUCUGAGCUACCUCACCAACACAUACACAGCAGCCCUGGAGGCUGAUGGAACUGUUGAUGCCCUUCGCUCUGCAGUAUGUGACAAUCUCCAACUCUAUAUGGAGAAGAAUGAAGAGGAGUUUAAGGAUUACCUCAAGGAUUUUGCUGCUGCUGUCUGGAAUCUAUUAUUGACUCAGGCUUCUUCGCCCUCUCGUGAUCAGCUUACCAUCACGGCGAUCCGAUUCCUCACUACGGUCAGCACUAGUGUCCACCACUCUCUCUUUGGGAGUCCAGAAACCCUUCAGCAGAUUUGCCAGAGCAUUGUAUUCCCAAACAUACGGCUUCGGGAUGAUGACGAGGAGCUCUUUGAGAUGAAUUUUGUUGAGUAUAUACGUAGAGAUAUUGAAGGAAGCGAUGUGGGUACCAGGAGGCGAAUUGCCUGCGAGCUUUUGAAAGGGUUGGCCACAAACUAUAAGGAGCAGGUAAUAACAUUGGUAUCGGGUCAGAUACAGAAAAUGCUGGCAAUGUAUUCUGCAAACCAGGCAGAGAACUGGAAGGAAAAGGAUGCUGCAAUUUAUCUGGUGACCUCACUGGCAACAAAGGCAGGUGGAGAGGCUCAGCUUGUAGAUGUGGAAAGCUUCUUCACUUCUGUUGUAGUUCCUGAGUUUCUGGGGAAAAGUGUGAAUGAUGGAGGAAUUUUGCAGGCUUCUGCUUUAAAAUUCUUUACGGUGUUUCGUGAACAGAUUCCCAAGCACACAGCAAUUGCUCUCUUGUCAGACGUGAUAAAUUUUAUUCGAGCUAAUUCGAAUGUUGUUCAUUCUUAUGCCGCAAAUUGUAUAGAGAAGCUUUUGCUGGUAAGGGAUAGAUCUCCAGUGCAUGAAUCAGGUCCAAAUGUUGUGGCCUUGCAGCCACGGUAUGGUUCUUUGGAUAUUAAUCCCCACUUGGCAUCAUUAAUGAGAAAUCUUUUUGAAGCAUUACAGUUGCCCGAUUCGAAGGAGAAUCAUUAUAUUAUGAAGUGCAUCAUGAGGGUUCUUGAGGUUGCUGAUGUUAGUGGUGAUGUUGCUAGGCACUGCAUUGCUUUCCUCGUUUCAGUUCUUGCAGAAGUGUGUAAAAAUCCCAUAAACCCGGUCUUCAAUCAUUAUCUAUUUGAGGCAAUUGCUGCUUUAGUCCGGCGAACAUGUGAAAAAGAACCAUCACUGAUCACAGUGUUUGAAGCAGCACUUUUCCCCGUCCUUGAAAAUAUUCUAAGGAAUGAUGUGACUGAAUUUUGGCCAUAUGCAUUUCAGAUAUUUGCCCAACUUGUUGAGAUAAGCAGGCCGCCUCUCUCACAUAAUUACAUGGAGCUUUUCAAAGUUCUUCUCAUGCCACAAACUUGGAUGAGGUCCGCAAAUGCUCCAGCUCUGGUUCGCCUGUUGCGGGCAUACCUUCAGAAAGUUCCAAAUGCAGAACUUAACAAUGAGGGGAGAUUGAGUCAAGUCCUUUGGAUAUUCAAAAAGCUUGUCUCAAUAUCCAGCACUGAAGAUCUGGGAUUUUACGUGCUCAAUACUGUUGUGGAGAACCUUGGAUUUGACAUGAUUGGGCAAUAUAUUACUCAUAUCUGGUCUGUUCUAUUUUAUCAGCUGCAAAAUAGAUCGACUGUAAAGUUUGUGAACUCUCUUGUUGUAUUCAUGUCACUGGUUUUGGUGAAACAUGGUCCUGUUGUUCUCGUUGACUCCAUAAAUGCAGUUCAAGAUAACAUAUUUUUAGUUAUCAUAAAGAAUUUCUGGAUUCCGAAUCUAAAGUUGAUUUCAGGUUCCAUCGAAGUGAAAUUGACUUCAGUUGCCUCUACAAGAUUAAUUUGCGAGUCUCCCACUCUAUUAGAUGUUUCAACGGUUGAACUAUGGGGCAAGAUGCUUGAUAGUAUAAUUUCUUUGCUUGUCCAACCAGGGCAAACCAGAGUUGAUUUAGAAAAUGAAUUAAUGGAUGUUCCUGAAACUGUAGGCUACUCGGCAUCCUUUGCUCGCUUGCAUAAUGCUGGGAAGAAUGAGGAUGAUCCCUUAAAAGAGACUAAGGACCCAAAGGAAUUUCUGAUCAAAUCUAUUGCUGGACUAUCUGCACAUAGUCCAGGAAGAUACCCAGGGAUAAUUGAGAAGUUUGUGGAUCCAGUCAAUCAAAAUGCACUUAGUCAGCUCUGUGCUACAUAUGGCUGUGCCAUAGUCUAAGUUAGGAAGGAUUGAUGGAGUCUUUCUACCAUUAGUGAGGAAGUUAUGUAAGUUCGCACAUGGAAUUUGCUGGCCACUACAGUCAUAAAAUGAGCCUUAUUUCUUUGAGCAACGUAAAUCAUAGCACUGCUCUUUUGGAUUGGAACUUCUUGCUAAUACGGUUAGAGGCGAAAGAAAUGUUUGGAUCCUUAGCAAGUAGGACAUUCUAAAGGUAUGCAGCGAUCUCACUUCUGACUAUUAUGAUGCUUUCUGAGUUUGUUUUGUCCAUGUAGUUUUGAUUGAUAUUUAAAUGUAAGAGUAUUAAUUUAAAUAUCAUUUAAUUUAGAUAAGAAGUCAAUUAUUAUGUAGUGCUGGGAUGUAGUGCUGUUUCCCCCUCACCCAAAAAAAAAAAAAAAAUUUAUAGGUUGACCCUCGUUUCCUUAGAAGUGUCUUGUUUCAUCCAGCUUGUAUUUUUUCCGGUUGUUACUUGCAUGGAGCAAUAAUUAUGUUGUCUUCUCAAGAAA
Dendrobium catenatum is the source of this 3589-nucleotide messenger RNA. Its product is annotated as exportin-2. The transcript has 2 exons. Bases 171 to 3086 code for a protein of 971 amino acids. Gene Ontology annotation, cellular component: cytosol; nuclear envelope. The record is from RefSeq and is a predicted model, not a curated record. Gene Ontology annotation, molecular function: small GTPase binding; nuclear export signal receptor activity. Gene Ontology annotation, biological process: protein export from nucleus; protein import into nucleus. NCBI's taxonomy places the organism in Eukaryota, Viridiplantae, Streptophyta, Magnoliopsida, Asparagales, Orchidaceae.